AACAAAAAUGUCGAUAACCGAAAAAAAAAAUAAUAAUUCCAAUUACGUUGAUUGGAUAAAUAAAGCAAUCGAGAAAAAUUUUAUCACAUAUUAUGAUCAUACCGAAUUUAAAAAUAAAAAAGAAAUCGAAAAUAAUAAUAAUAAUUCGGUUGGAAAAAUUUUUAAAGUAAAUUGGAAUAACACUAACACUAAUUUAGUCGUGAAAUCAUCAUACGAUUCUGAUGUUAAAAAAAUUAUUAAUGAGCUCAAAGCGCAUAAAGAAGUUGAUUUUCAUAUAAAUAUUUUAAGAAUUUAUGGAAUUUCAAAAAUAGAAAAUCAGUAUUCGUUAGUUUUGGAGUACGCGAAUGGUGGAUCUUUGUAUUCUUAUUUAAAAGAGAAUUUUACCAUUCUUGAAUGGGAUGAUAAAUAUUGUUUAGCGUUACAACUCGCAGGUGCUAUAGACUUUAUUCAUAAUAAAGGUAUAAUUCACUGUAAUCUGCACGAACAGAAUGUAUUGAUACAUAAAAAUAAUAUAAAAGUUGCAGAUUUUGGCUUAUCUAAAAGGGUGAAUGAAACAUCAAAUUAUUCUAAUAAAGCGUUAGAUUUUCUGCCUUAUUCAGAUCCAACAAACUUGAAUGUUACGUAUAACAUCAAUCAACCUCGUAUAACGAAUUUCAAAUCAGAUAUUUACAGUAUUGGAAUUCUUCUCUGGCUAUUAUCAAGCGGUCGUAGACCUUUUUAUGAUGAAGGUACAAAAUACGAUAUAAAUUUAGCCAUGGAUAUAAUAAAUGGAAAAAGAGAAGAAAUUAUUAAGGGUACGCCUGUUGAAUAUAGUGAUAUAUAUACAGCGUGUUGGUCAGAUGAUCCUGAUGAAAGGCCUUCUUUACAAAUAGUAAUUUCAUGUCUUCAAUCAAUAAUUGAUCAUUCCAUCAAAUCUAUUACAAAUGAAAUUGAGAAAGAAUCGUUAAAUAAUGAUUUUGAUAACAUGAUGGAUAAUUAUGAUUUAUCUCUAAAUGACGACAAUCCCUCAAAUCUUGUGUCAAAUAAUUUCACUGAUUUAAAUAAUAACGUUGAAGAAAAUGUUGAUAAAAUAAUUGACUACGUUAUCAAAUUGCAUGAUGAAUUUGGUUACACUAUUACUGAAACAGAAGAAAUCAUUAGACAACUUUUUGAAAGUAUUAGUAAACCUAUACAAAUUAAAAUUUUUGAUUGGCUUAUUAAAAAUCAAACAUCAUCUAAAUAUAUUUUCUUUUGUGGCUUUCUUUACUUUAAUGGAAUUAUUGUAAAAAGAAAUGAAGAUAAAGCAUAUGGUUUGUUAUUAAAAGCAUCAAAAGAUAAUUAUCCUAUUGCUCAAGUCUAUUUUGGUAAAUUGUACAAAGAUCCUAAAAAAUCCUUUUAUUGGUAUCAAAAAUCAGCAGAAAAUGGAAAUAAACUUGCAUUACUUUAUUUAGGAAAUUGUUAUGAAAAUGGAGAAGGAACUAAUCAAAAUUUUGAGAAAGCAAUCUUUUCAUAUAAAAAGGUAGCAAAUAAUGGAAAUAAAAAAGUGCAAUAUGAUUUAGGUUAUUUUAAUCAAAAUAGAGAAGGAAUUGAACAAAAUUUAGAAAAGACCAUUUAUCGGUAUAAAGAAGCAGCAAAAAAUGGAAAUAAAAUUGCACAAUAUAAGUUAGGAUAUAUUUAUGAAAAUGGUAAAAGAAUGCAAAGAGAUAUAAAUAAAGCAAUUAAAUGGUAUGAAAGAUCAGCUAAACAAGGGUUUAGUUAUGCGCAAACUAAGCUGGGAUAUAUAUAUGAAAAUGAAGAAGAAAUUGACCAAGAUUUAGAAAAAUCAAUUUAUUGGUAUACAAGAGCAGCAAAAGGUGGAAAUAAAAUUGCACAAUCAAAUUUAGGAUAUUUUUACGAAAAAGGUAAAGGAACGCAGAAAGAUAUUAAGAAAGCAAUUGAAUGGUAUGAAAGAUCAGCUGAACAAGAGUAUGGUAAUGCGCAAUGUAGUCUGGGAUAUUUAUAUGAAAAGGGAGAAGAAAUUGAUCAAGAUUUGGAAAAAGCAAUUUAUUGGUAUAAAAAAGCAACAGAAAAUGGUUACGAAGCUGCGCAUUAUUAUUUGGGUAAAUGUUAUCAAUAUGGUAUUGGUAUUGAAAAAGAUGAAGUUAAAGCAUUUGAGCAUUAUAAAAAAUCAGCUGAAAAAGGAUAUUUAGGUGGGAAAUAUAUACUUGGUUAUUGUUAUGAAAAUGGUAUUGGAACUAAUAUAGAUAAAGAAAAGGCGAUUGAAUUGUAUAAAGAUGCUGCUGAAGGAGGAUAUGAAGAUGCAAAAAGAAUGCUAGAACUCCAAUCAUCUUACGAUAGCUUGAAAAAAAAUCAUUCAAUGGCCGAAUCACAAAAUUUCUUAAUUCCGAUUUGUUGUUCUAUCUUUUUAUUUUGUAUAUUUUGUAGAAUAAUCCUAUACAUUUUAAAUUGUAUUUUCAAAGUGUUUUUCUAAGUGAAUUAAAUAUUGUUAUAUAACGCGCGGAGUCUUGAUUUAUUCUUUCUAGAAUGUUAAUUUAAGAUUCAAAUGUACAUAGAAUUUGUAAAGUUUGUACGCCUACAAUAUUUAAUGGGUAACAUGAAAUUAAAAAAAUAUAAUUUAUGAAAUAUGAAUAUAAACAAUGAUUAUAGUGUUCCGAAGGGUCGGGUUUUGAGGUAUAUUCGAACUCGACCCGAGCGUAAAAGUAAUGACCCGG
Molecule: messenger RNA, 2690 nt
Organism: Rhizophagus irregularis DAOM 181602=DAOM 197198
Lineage: Eukaryota; Fungi; Glomeromycota; Glomeromycetes; Glomerales; Glomeraceae
Biological process (GO): protein phosphorylation
Molecular function (GO): protein binding; ATP binding; protein kinase activity
Source: RefSeq, a predicted model, not a curated record